Molecule: messenger RNA, 2177 nt
Organism: Amborella trichopoda
Lineage: Eukaryota; Viridiplantae; Streptophyta; Magnoliopsida; Amborellales; Amborellaceae
Product: organic cation/carnitine transporter 7-like
Biological process (GO): transmembrane transport
Cellular component (GO): membrane
Molecular function (GO): transmembrane transporter activity
Source: RefSeq, a predicted model, not a curated record
GUUUAAAAAUUUAAUAUUGGCAUGCUUUAUUCCUCUUGCCUCCACUUUAUACCUUUUAGUUUUUGUUUUUUUUUUUUCCAAUCUUAAAAAUUCUUAUUUCGUAUGGUACUGAGAUUCAUAUAUCUUAUUAGUUUGAAUAUUGGGUCUGAUUUUUUUAAUUAAAUUAUGUAAAAAAUUUGAGGUGGUUAUUGAUUUUCAUCUAGAAUAUUUAGACUAACCACUCAUAAACUUACAAGGACAACUUUUUUUUAUGUCUAAAUCGUUGUUCUCAGCAUUUGCUAUUGUAUUUGUACACAGAGUGGCUUAUCAAUUCAUGGGAUCCUCGUGUCUUCAUUUUUUGUUUUUGAAAAAUGAACAGCAAGUUGUAAUUGUUUCUGUUUAUUUGAUCCAUUGGAGUUUCAGACUACAUAGAAACAUAAAGGGAUAUUAAUUUAUGAUUCCUACGUGGAAGGAGACAUUCCCUUUCGAUUUGAUAUAAAGAUUCACAAUCCCAUGUUGUGGUCUCUUUUGUGUCACUCCCAGACAAUUUCAUACAUCAAGCACAUUCAGAGAUGGGAGAUGGCACCCCAAAAUAUUCAGUGGAUGAGGCACUUUUAUCGCUUGGGUUUGGGAAAUUCCAAGGCCUCAUGCUUGCUUAUGCUGGAAUGGCGUAUGUAGCAGAGGCCAUGGAAGUGAUGCUUCUCUCUUUUGUAGGACCAGCAGUCCAGUUAGAGUGGAACCUUUCUUCUCGUGAAGAAAGCAUGAUCACGAGUGUGGUUUUUGUUGGCAUGCUAUUUGGGGCAUACACUUGGGGCAUUGUAUCUGAUACCUAUGGACGAAGGGUGGGAUUUUUUACUACGGCGCUAGUUACAGGUGGGGCUGGUCUUUUAAGUUCAUUUUCCCCGAAUUAUGUCUCACUGAUUAUUAUUCGCUGUGUGGUUGGAGUUGGAUUGGGAGGUGGUCCAGUGCUUUCAUCAUGGUUUUUGGAGUUUAUUCCUGCACCAAACAGGGGCACCUGGAUGGUUGUCUUUUCAGUCUUCUGGACCCUUGGCACAAUAUUGGAAGCGUCUCUUGCAUGGGCUGUCAUGCCGAUAUUGGGCUGGAGGUGGCUUCUUGCAUUGUCUUCAAUACCUUCAUUUGUUCUCCUCUUAUUUUACACACUUGUACCAGAAUCCCCAAGAUUUCUUUGUCUCAAUGGAAGAACAAAUGACUCACUUCAAGUCUUAGAGAAAAUUUCUCGAAUUAAUGAAAAGCCACUGCCACAUGGCACACUUAUAUCCGAUGAUCUUGAUGAGAAAUGCUUGCUAAUGGAAGACUCACACUUUCUCCCUGCCACGAGACCAGAGACCAGAGUCACAAAGCAAAUAGUGGAUAAAAUGGGGGCCUUUGCUUCCUUUUUUAUGCUUUUCUCACCAAAAUUAAUCAAAUCGACAGUCUUGCUUUGGCUGGUCUUCUUUGGAAAUGCAUUUUCCUAUUAUGGCCUCAUUUUGUUAACGUCUGAGUUAAGCAAUGGGAACAGGGCAUGUACAUCUACAAAAUUGCAAUCAAAGGUCAUUGCACAUGUUAAUCUUUACAAGAAUGUUCUUAUUACAAGUUGUGCAGAGAUUCCAGGGCUUUUGUUAUCGGCGGUGAUGGUGGACUGUGUCGGCCGCAAGUUUUCCAUGUCUGCCUUGUUUUUCUUGUGUUGCAUUUUUCUUCUACCUUUAGUAGUCUCACAGCCUGAUACAUUGACCACAAUUCUUCUCUUUGGGGCUCGCAUAUGCAUUACUGGAACUUUUACAAUUGUGUAUAUCUAUGCUCCAGAGGUAUACCCAACCUCAAUAAGGACAACAGGUUUUGGAACCGCGAGCUCGGUGGGAAGAAUUGGAGGGAUGGUGUGUCCAGUGGUUGCAGUUGGUUUGGUGCAUAGUUGCCAACAAACAUUUGCGGUCAUUUUGUUCGAAGUUGUGAUAUUUCUCUCAGGUAUUGCUGUAAUAUUUUUCCCUCUAGAAACCAAAGGCCGUCCUUUGAGAGACACUCUGUCAACUUGAAAGAAACUAAAAUUGUAUCAAAAUUGUGUAAUUUAAGUUAUUUUGUUUCUGUAAUUUACAAUACAAGUGAAACAAGUUACUAAACGUGUGUAAUUUACUACAGCGUGCUUUUUUAAACAUGUUAACAAACGUAGUGAAAAGAAGUUUACAGAAGUUUUUCCUGCAAAA